Molecule: messenger RNA, 2285 nt
Organism: Nannospalax galili (Upper Galilee mountains blind mole rat)
Lineage: Eukaryota; Metazoa; Chordata; Mammalia; Rodentia; Spalacidae
Gene: Mdh1b
Product: malate dehydrogenase 1B
Exons: 12
Coding region: 273-1631 (452 amino acids)
Biological process (GO): tricarboxylic acid cycle; malate metabolic process; oxaloacetate metabolic process
Molecular function (GO): L-malate dehydrogenase (NAD+) activity
Source: RefSeq, a predicted model, not a curated record
GUAGAGCAGACUGUCCAUAUUAUGCUAAGGCAGAACUUCUGGCAGACUACUUGCAAAAGAAUCUUCCUGAUUUUCAGAUUUUUAAAAUUACACAACAUCCUGAUGUUUGGGAGGAGUGGCUGGAAGAUGUGUGUGAAAAGAAUAAGUGGGAUCACAAAAACUCCCCCAUCAUCUGGAGAGAGCUGCUGGACCGUGGAGGAAAGGGCUUGCUUCUGGGAGGGUAUAAUGACUUCUUGGAGCAUGCCCAGCUUUACUAUGGCGUCACUUCCAGCAUGACAACAGAGCUGAUGAUGGUCAUUGCUAAAGAGAACCUGCAGACACAUAUAGAAAAAGAGCUGGAGAAAGAUACCCUGAAAGAUCUCAUUAACCCCUUGCGGGUCUGGAUUGCCAAUGGAAAUGCCUCUGUGUGCUACAAUCUGAUCCCCCUCUUACUAAGCGGUGAUGUGUUUGGGAUGGACACAAAGAUAAGCCUGACCCUGUUUGGCAAGGAGCAGAUGGAAAACCGUCUCAGAAGCAUGGUGAUGGAAACUGAGGACCUGGCAUCGCCGGUCCUCCAUAGCGUCUCCUUCUGUACCAAGGUGGAGGAGGCCUUCCACCAGGCCCAAGUCAUCAUCAUCCUAGACGACAGCACCGAGGAGGAGGUGUACACCCUGGAGGGCUGCCUGCGAAGCAGGGUGCCACUAUGUCGCCUCUAUGGGUACCUGAUGGAGAAGAACGCUCACGAGUCUGUCAAGGUCAUCGUGGGAGGGAAAACCUUUGUGAAUCUUAAAACGGUUUUACUCAUGCAGUAUGCCCCCAACCUGGCACACAACAUCAUCGCAGUGGCGCUGGGGGUGGAAGGCCAAGCAAAAGCCGUAGUGGCCAGAAAGAUGAAAACAACAGCCUCCUGCAUCAAAGAUGUGAUAAUUUGGGGUAAUAUCAGUGGAAAUAACUACGUUGAUCUGAGGAAAGCAAAAGUUUACAAAUAUGAGAGUGCCGUUAGGGGACCUCCUAAAUAUUCUCACUCUGUGUUAAGCUUGAUUUUUGACAGCGAGUGGGUACAAAAAGAAUUUGUGACGACUCUUCAAAACUUGUCCAACACUGGAAAACACUUUGGAGGUAUCUUGGCUGCACACAGCAUAGCUACCACACUGAAGUACUGGUACCACGGCUCGCCACCUGGGGAGAUCGUUUCCUCAGGAGUACUGAGUGAAGGCCAGUUUGGUAUUCCUGAAGGGAUCGUCUUUUCUAUGCCUGUGAAAUUUGAGAAUGGAACUUGGGUGGUUCUUACAGAUCUCAAAGAUAUUGCAAUAAGUAAACAGAUAAUUAACAGGAUUGCAAGUGAUCUAACUCAGGAGAAACUUAUUGCACUUGGAGACUUACUAACUUUUCAGCCAUAUGGACCAGAAUGUAAAGCAACCACAAAAAGUCCAAAGACCUCUUUAUCUAUCCCAAACAAAGUUCAAAAAGAGCAAAGGACCUCCUAUGUUUCAGAGCAUAAAGACAGCAUACAUUCCAGCAUAACCACUGAUGAGGGAAAAGAUCCGGUUAUAUCAGAUGGAGAUUUUUCAGAGCCAAAUCUCCCCACUUCUAAAAACCCAUCAGUUCAAGAAUCUGAAAAUGAUGCUGAAGACAAAACUGAAGAAUACUAAUAGCUCCAACUAAACCAAAUAUAAAGUGAUUUGAAAUUGUAAUAAAUACAGAAGGAUCUGUGAAUAUCUGUAUUUAAGGAAGAGUGGUUUGAAGAUUGAGCUCAACCUUGGGGAAUAUUCCUUGGGGAAUAUUAUGUUAGGCCAUUAAAUACCAGUGACAGCACAAAAAGUCAUAGUUCAAUCACUUUGUGUUUCCAGUAGCCACUCCUAUUUUCGUGGAUUAUUGCAUUUCCUCAGAAAUAGAUUGAUGUUACUGUUUUUAAAUAUAUUAAAAUAGUGUUUCCAAUCAUUGCAUCUUUACCUAAGCGUUAUUCUAGGAGAACCUGUUUCUUCCACCUGUGAUUCCUAAGGUGGUGGCUGCCACAGCCACAUUUGCCCUCAUGUCUUUUGGCCUUGCCCCAUGUAACUGGACCAGAACCAAAGACAAUCCCCCCCCAAACACACAGAUACAAAUAUUUGGCUGAGACAAAGCAAUUACUAAUAAUUGGUAUCUGAGUCAAGUUAAUGGUACUGAACUAAGACGACUACAAAAUCUGAUGAGAUAUUCAUGACUAGACAGGCCACACACCUUCCAAAGACCUGACUAUGUGCUGUUUUUCUUUGGGAAUACAUGACAUAAGCAUCUUUGCAACAAAUUAUACUUAUUCAUCAACA